Messenger RNA from Pararge aegeria (speckled wood butterfly), 1879 nucleotides. It is a transcript of the gene trc, whose product is annotated as serine/threonine-protein kinase tricornered. Lineage: Eukaryota; Metazoa; Arthropoda; Insecta; Lepidoptera; Nymphalidae. Gene Ontology annotation, biological process: peptidyl-serine phosphorylation; intracellular signal transduction. The coding region runs from base 438 to 1829 and encodes 463 amino acids. The transcript is spliced from 7 exons. The record is from RefSeq and is a predicted model, not a curated record. Gene Ontology annotation, molecular function: ATP binding; protein serine/threonine kinase activity.
UCAUUGUCCGCUUGUGGCUUGACUUGACAAUUUCUUUGUGCUUACUGAGGUCGCUCAUUGUAAAUUCCCGUUACUUCACUUUCGUAAAUCAUAUAACAAAGGCUUCGAAUUAAUAGAGACGGUGAAGCACGACUUUUGGCGAAGUCUAUGUCGGGAUCCGUCUACGUUCAGCGCGGAGUGCAGUGACACAGAUCUCUAUUUGUGAUCAUAUUUUAUUGAUUAUAUUUUAUUAACGUUGUUGUGCAACACUUUGUUUUUAUGCUGUUCAUUUAUUAGAACAUCGGUUAACUGGUGAGCUAGCGGGGACAUUUUCGUGCAGAGGGCUCAAACAAGAGUGAGCCGUGUCUUGGGGUAAAAGCAACCCGGGCACUACGGUGGCCCCAGACACCCCGGCGCCAGCGCCCCAGCCCCCGGAUGUGGUUGCAGGGGUGCUGGAGAUGACGGGCGCGGACAACAUGCGCUUUAGCGGCCACACCCUCGACAAGGCCACCAAGGCCAAGAUGACGCUGGAGAACUUCUACACCAACCUCAUCACGCAACACCUCGAGCGCCAGCAGCGGUUGCACAAGCUGGAGGAGUCGCUCAAGGAUGAAGCGUUGACGGAGGCCCAGCGCACGGAAAAGCGCCAGCUGCACGCUCAGAAAGAAACAGAGUUUCUGCGGCUCAAACGCUCGCGGCUCGGCGUCGAGGACUUCGAGCCGCUUAAAGUCAUAGGGCGCGGCGCCUUUGGGGAGGUGCGCCUCGUGCAGAAGAAGGACACGGGCCACGUUUACGCCAUGAAGAUCUUGCGCAAGGCCGACAUGCUCGAAAAAGAGCAAGUGGCCCACGUACGUGCGGAGCGGGACGUGCUCGUGGAGGCUGACCACCAGUGGGUUGUCAAGAUGUACUACAGCUUCCAGGAUCCCAUGAACCUGUACCUCAUCAUGGAGUUCCUGCCCGGCGGCGACAUGAUGACGCUGCUUAUGAAGAAAGACACGCUCAGCGAGGAGUGCGCGCAGUUCUACGUGGCAGAGACUGCGCUGGCCAUCGACAGCAUCCACCGGCUGGGCUUCAUACACAGAGACAUCAAGCCCGACAACCUGCUGCUGGACGCACGUGGCCACAUUAAGCUAAGCGACUUCGGGCUCUGCACGGGGCUCAAGAAGAGCCAUCGCACGGACUUCUACCGCGACCUGUCGCGCGCCACGCCCUCUGACUUCAACUUUUUCUCCGUGUCCACGUCUUCUUCGGCGCUGGACUCGAAGCGGCGUGCUGAGUCGUGGAAGCGCAAUCGGCGCGCGCUCGCUUACUCUACCGUGGGCACGCCCGACUACAUCGCGCCAGAGGUCUUCCUGCAGACCGGAUACGGACCACAGGCUGACUGGUGGAGCCUUGGAGUCAUAAUGUACGAGAUGCUGAUCGGGUACCCGCCCUUCUGCUCGGAGUCACCGCAGGAAACGUAUCGCAAGGUGAUGUCGUGGCGGGAGUCGCUCACCUUCCCGCCCGAGAUCCCCAUCAGCGAGGAGGCUCGUGAGACCAUAAUGCGCUUCUGCUCCGAGCCCGACCGCCGGCUGGGGUCGCAACGCGGCAUCGAGGACGUGAAGUCGGUGGGUUUCUUCCGCGGCGUGGACUGGGGCCACGUGCGCGAGCGUCCCGCCGCAAUCUGCGUCGACGUACGCUCCAUCGACGACACCUCCAACUUCGACGACUUCCCCGACGUCAAGCUCGAGAUACCGUCAGCGCCCAUCGCUACUGAGGGCGAGGUUGCGUACAAGGACUGGGUGUUCAUCAACUACACGUUCAAGCGCUUCGAGGGCCUCACACAGCGCGGAACGCCCAACAAGAAGUGAGCGUCACUAACGCAGGCGCCGCAGCCGCAGCAACCGCAGCCGGAGGCGCA